UCAACCGAGGCAGACUUGUUUGUAUACAACAGAUUGGCAGUUUUCGAAUCAGUACAAAUUGUGAGCAAUUUUUAUUUAAAUAUUUAUUUGUUUUAAUAUUAUUUUGAUAUUCUGAUUUAAAGUGAGUUUUAACUUUCAUAACGAGAUUAAAAAAUCAUCAAAAUCAUGUCGGGACCUAUGGUUUUAUGUCAACUAUGGAUGGGGGGUUUGGAACCUUAUAUGACUGAAAGUUUUAUUAUGAAUGCUUUCCACAAAAUGGGAGAACAACCACAGACAGUGAAGGUUAUGAGGAACCGGUAUACUGGUGAGCCUGCUGGAUAUUGUUUUGUUCAUUUUCCAACAGAUGAAAUGGCCUUAGAUGCAAUGCAUAAAUUAAACGGAAAAGUAAUUCCUGGAUCUAAUCCAGCUGUCAGAUUUCGACUGAAUCACGCAAGUACUACAGGUAAACCGACAGCAGAUCGUGAAUUCAGUAUCUGGGUUGGUGCUUUAUCUACAGAUGUUGAUGAUUACUCAUUAUACAGAGCAUUUGCUGCCAAAUAUAAUUCUAUUAGAACUGCCAAAGUCAUUUUAGAUAGUUCAGGAUUUAGUAAAGGAUAUGGUUUCGUACGAUUUGCUAAUGAAGAAGAACAAAAAAAUAGUUUAGUGGCUAUGAAUGGAUAUAAGGGAUUAGGAACAAAAUCUUUAAAAAUUUGUAAUGCAGUUCCAAGACCCUGGAAUAAAGUCCCUGGAUCCACUCCACCACAAGUGUCAUCAUCAGAUUAUUCGUCAGCUAACUCGAGUACUGAGACUUAUAACUAUUAUGAUACUUCUUCGUACUGGAAUAGUUACAGUGCAUGGCAACAAGGAUACUCUGAGAGUGAACCAACUUCUGAUGUCUACAGUACUUAUCAAUCGGAGCACAAACCUGAAGAAGACGACCUUGAACUUAUUGAACAUUCUAUCCCUAUCGACAUUGAUAAGCAUAACAGAGAAAUGAUUGAACAAGAUUACAAUUUGUGGGAUGCUUUAGAGAGUUCAAAGUGGAUUCCCUGCGACACUCUUGAACUAUGUUACUGAGUUCAUAUGUUAAUUUACUCGGUUAAACAACAUAAAGGAUGAAUUUUAAUAAUCUCUCAACUCAUAAUUGUAAUAUUAAAUAAUGUAUUUUGCAUUUUUUAAUAUAAUUAUUUCUUGUGAAUAAAGUUACACAAAAUUGUAAUAUUUUAGGUAUAAUAA
Chelonus insularis is the source of this 1215-nucleotide messenger RNA. RefSeq names its product tRNA Selenocysteine associated protein (gene Secp43). Gene Ontology annotation, molecular function: RNA binding. The transcript has 4 exons. The record is from RefSeq and is a predicted model, not a curated record. NCBI's taxonomy places the organism in Eukaryota, Metazoa, Arthropoda, Insecta, Hymenoptera, Braconidae. Bases 166 to 1056 code for a protein of 296 amino acids.